Priceomyces carsonii is the source of this 777-nucleotide messenger RNA. It is a transcript of the gene MCU1, whose product is annotated as Mcu1p. NCBI's taxonomy places the organism in Eukaryota, Fungi, Ascomycota, Pichiomycetes, Serinales, Debaryomycetaceae. The record is from RefSeq and is a predicted model, not a curated record. The transcript has a single exon. Bases 1 to 777 code for a protein of 258 amino acids.
AUGAGUAAAGAAGAAAACUCUAACGGAAAAGAUGGUUUCCAAGGCGAUAGGAGACCGAAUCCUAAAGGAUGGACUCCUCCCAAAGCUCCAUAUAAUCCAUAUGAUCCAACUGACGCAAGACCCCCAGAGGGAUAUCCAUCUGAGUUUAAAAUACCCGGAAGUCAACCAGAAGGCUUUUCUUCUAUACCCAAGAAUCCAACGCAAUAUAAGAGAGUUAAUGAGACCAUGAGAAGGUUGAACUAUACCCCUCGACCCAUGUCUGAGCUCUAUCCUGGACAAUAUAAAGUACUACGCAAGGUAGAUACGAACCAACGACUUAACACAGGAACUAGGUGGUUUGGAAUGUUUUUAGGUGGCUCGAUAGUUUUUUACUGUGUGUUUUUUUAUCGCUGGAAUGAUGGUUACGAAACAGUCUUGUCGGACUUCUACAGGACCCGUUUAAGAUUGAAGGAAAAGAUUAUGCCUUUGACAGAAGAAGAAUAUAACGACUUGCACCAUCCGAAGGGCGUCAAUGUGGUGAUAAAAAACGUCAGGGAUUCAGAGUAUAUUCCUGAGACUCUUAGAAGAACCACUGAGGGUGAAUAUGCACUCAACAGGCCGUCUGAGAGGCAUAUGCUCGAAGCCCAAAGAAUCCAACAAGCACAAGAAGAACAGAUAUUGCGAGAAAUGGACCAGCACAGGAAAUAUGCAAAGGAUUUGAUGAAUGAAGUAGGUAACGACAGUGCUCCCACAACUGCUGAGAACCAAAAAAGGAAGAAGUGGUUUGGAAUAUUUUAA